GUUUUUGAAGUAAACGGAGAUCUUGUCGGUGGCUUUCUUGUAAAGUCUAGCUAGGAAGUCGCGGAGCUAAGUAGACUUAUGGUUAAGUCUCCUAUAUCACAAGUCAUCAUAUUGCCAUCUCACAUGUUACCAAGACUAACGCAGAUCGGAGAGGCGGGCUAUGUGGUUUCAGAAUGUUGGACACGUUGAACUAUGGUUCAGCUCUUCGUAUUAAUGACGUGGUGUACCCAUAUGCGGGAGGGGUUGAUAAUCUUGGGUAAGCAGUUGUGCAACGAUAUAAAUGCUGGAUCUCCCGUCCCUCUGGUUUAGCUAUACCAUUCAUGCCUCCUUCAAUUUGUGCUACUGGCAGACGUCAUUAACAUUCUUUACCUAGAGGGAAUCCAAGCCUUCCAGCCUACGGCAUCCUAUGUAACCACAGAUGGAUAACAUGAAGGCCAUCGUGAUCGAAAAGUUCGGGGGCCCGGAUUCUUUGGUUAUCAAGGACAUUCCCAUCCCAGAACCUAAUGUUGGAGAGGUUUUAAUUAGUGUCAAGGCUUUCGGAAUUAACCAUGCGGAGAUGCACAUGCGCAAGGGCGAAUGGACCGAGUGGAUGCCCGUGAGUGGGAUUGAAUGCGUUGGCAUUGUCGCCGCCUGUCCUGGUGGUGAAUUUGAACAAGGAACCCCAGUGGCUAGCCUGAUGGGCGGCCUGGGGCGCACCAUCAAUGGCAGCUACGCCCAGUAUACAAAGGCGCGGGCAUCCAAUGUAGUUUGCCUAGGACCUACAGCUUCAGCGCUAGGAUGGCAUCAGCUGGCUGCUAUUCCCGAAUCCUAUGCUACUGCCUGGACCUGCUUGUUUCGGAAUCUCAGUCUAAUGAGCGGACAGAAACUAUUGAUCCGUGGGGCAACUUCAGCAUUCGGCCAAGCAGCAUUGAACCUGGCGGUAGAAAAGGGCGCUCAUGUGGUCGCGACAAGUCGUAACGCGAGUCGCUUCGCUCUUUUGAAGUCUUUGGGUGCCGAGGGCACAGAGAUGGAAGGGCCAGAGCUAUCCAGACGCUUGACAGACCGCUUUGAUGUCAUCCUGGACCUUGUUGGAAAUAGCAAGAUUGUGGACUCGCUGAAAAUGGUGCGUCGGGACGGCAGAGUGUGCCUGGCAGGCUUCCUGGGAGGACUGGCACCGAUUCCAGACUUCAACCCGCUCCUACAGAUGGCCAGUGGAGUGCAUUUCAGCUUCUUUGGGAGCUUUGUCUUUGGAACCCCCGAGUUUCCCUUGUCAGACGUUCCCUUGCAAGCGAUUGUCAAGAUGAUUGCGGAAAAGAAAUUCAAGGCAGAGCCAUUGCGAGUCUUCAAAUUCGACGAGAUCCGAGAGGCGCAUAGGGUGAUGGAAGCGAACGAAGCAGGUGGGAAGAUGGUUGUGGUGGUCGAUUAGGAAAUGCUUUUCCAUAAUCUUAUCAGCGACGGAACAAAUAAAACGAGACGUUUCGCCGAUGUGAUACGUGCAAAAGGCGCAUAUCUAUUGAAUCUAUUAUUGCCUUGAUGGUAGAUCCUCUGCGGUGGCGCUAAAGUUGGGGAUCAACCAGCCCGAUAAGGACCCGGUCGGCCCACCGGACAUGACUGAUAAGGAGAUUGGUGUGGGGUCCACUUCAAGCUUCAGCGACCUGACAUGUUGUUUCUAGAUGGAUUAUGGAGGGUUUGGUGGGCACAGUCUGUCCCAGCC
Aspergillus sclerotioniger CBS 115572 is the source of this 1693-nucleotide messenger RNA. Its product is annotated as alcohol dehydrogenase zinc-binding domain protein. The transcript is spliced from 2 exons. Lineage: Eukaryota; Fungi; Ascomycota; Eurotiomycetes; Eurotiales; Aspergillaceae. Bases 428 to 1405 code for a protein of 325 amino acids. The record is from RefSeq and is a predicted model, not a curated record. Gene Ontology annotation, molecular function: oxidoreductase activity.